Molecule: messenger RNA, 363 nt
Organism: Paramecium octaurelia
Lineage: Eukaryota; Ciliophora; Oligohymenophorea; Peniculida; Parameciidae
Source: the annotation of a GenBank genome assembly
AUGGAAUUUGAUGAGUAAUACCAAAAUGUUUGGAUAAGUUUCUAAAAAGUUAAAUUAUAAGUCUCAAGUUUAUUGCUUUAAUAGAAAAUAUAACCUAAAUAAUAAAUAAGGUUAAUUUUUCAAAAGAAAGCAUUUAGUAUGACAGCAAGUUUAAAAUUAAUAAAUACUAAGAUGAGUAAUGAGAAGGGGGUUUUUAAUACAGGGUAAACAUAUAGAAUACAAAAUAGGGUGUAAUCCAAUAAGUUAAAAGAAAAGAAAAAAAUGAGUUUAUAAAUAAAAAUAUAUUUGGAAAAGAAAAACAUAAAAGACUUUAGAAAUAUAUUUCGGAUUUAAAUCAAGUUUGUUUGACAUAAUAUUGUAAAA